Messenger RNA from Oreochromis aureus, 2845 nucleotides. RefSeq names its product cytochrome P450 1A1. The record is from RefSeq and is a predicted model, not a curated record. Gene Ontology annotation, molecular function: heme binding; oxidoreductase activity, acting on paired donors, with incorporation or reduction of molecular oxygen, reduced flavin or flavoprotein as one donor, and incorporation of one atom of oxygen; steroid 17-alpha-monooxygenase activity. The transcript has 8 exons. Bases 145 to 1749 code for a protein of 534 amino acids. Gene Ontology annotation, biological process: progesterone metabolic process; hormone biosynthetic process. Lineage: Eukaryota; Metazoa; Chordata; Actinopteri; Cichliformes; Cichlidae.
UACAAACUGAGAGAUGAGGAGGGGAACGCGUCUCUGAGUAAAUCUGCAGCAGCUGCUUGAGGAAACACUGUAAAUAAACUGCAGAGCGAGAGCAGUGCCGGUGGCCCGUGCAUCGGAGACAAAUAAAGUAUUUCUACUUGCAACAUGAGGCCGCUGCUGUUUGGGAUUCUGCCAAUCAAGGAGAACUCUUGUGGCUCUCUAUCUAGUGUAACUGUUGCACUCUGUCUUUUAACCCUCCUCCUGAUGGUUAUCUGGGGUCGAAAGAGUAAGAGAUCCUUCUUCCACUUCCAUCAUGACUCCCAGCUGGACCACACAAAAUACCCCCCACCUCCUGGCCCUAAACCCUGGCCCCUUGUCGGGAAUCUGCUCCAGGUUGGGGAGCAGAUUCAUCUCUCUUUAACUGGGUUGAGGCUUCAGUAUGGAGACAUCUUCAAGCUCCGCCUUGGCUCUUUGACUGUUGUCGUUCUGAGUGGGUACAACACCAUCAGGCAGGCUCUGGUUCGACACGGGGAAGCUUUUGCGGGGCGACCUAACCUUUUCAUCUUCUCUGCUAUAGCCAAUGGGACCAGCAUGACUUUCAAUGAGAACUACGGGCCUGUGUGGCUGCUCCAUAAGAAGCUGUGUAAGAAUGCCCUCAGGUCUUUCUCCCAGGCUGAGCCAAGGGGUUUUGGUGCCACCUGCCUCUUAGAGGAGCACAUAUGUGCAGAGGCUGCAGGGAUGGUGCAGGUGAUUCGAGAAAAAGCUGCUAAAGAGGACAUGGAGGGUAUAGACCCAGCAACGACCUUGGUAACCUCAGUGGCAAAUGUCGUCUGUGCGCUCUGUUUUGGGAAACGGUAUGACUACAGUGAUAAGGAGUUUCUCACUAUUGUUGAUGUCAACAACGAGGUCCUGAAGCUCUUUGCAGCGGGGAACCUGGCUGAUUUCUUCCCCGUGUUUCGCUACUUUCCGAGUCCAUCUCUGAGAAAGAUAGUCCAGUACGUUCGCAGGAUGAACAGGUUCAUGGAGCGGAACAUCGAGGAACACAUUGACACCUUUGAUAAGAACCGUAUCCGGGACAUUACAGAUGCUCUAAUUGCUCUUUGUGAAGAAAGAGAAGAAAGCAAGGAUACUUCGAUGCUCUCUAACGACCAGAUCAUUCACACUGUCAUAGACAUCUUUGGAGCAGGAUUCGACACCAUCAUCGCUGGUUUGCAGUGGAGCCUGUUGUACCUCAUCAAGUUUCCUGACAUCCAGGAUAAAAUACAGCAGGAAAUAGAUGAGCAUAUCGGCAAACCCCAGCUGCCCAGGUUUUCCAACAAGGCCAAGAUGCCUUUCACAGAGGCGUUCAUAUAUGAAGUGUUUCGUCAUGCUUCAUAUGUCCCUUUUACCAUACCACACUGUACCACGAGAGACAUCACAUUUAAUGGGUAUUUCAUUCCCAAAGACACGUGUGUCUUCAUUAAUCAGUAUCAAGUCAACCAUGACAUUGAUCUUUGGGGCGAUCCUGAGAAAUUUCGUCCCCAGCGUUUCUUGAAUCCAUGUGGACUCCUGAACAAAGAGCUGACAGAGAAGGUCCAGAUCUUCGGCAUGGGAAAAAGGCGCUGUCUUGGCGAUGAAUUUGCACGUUUGGAGAUGUUUGUGUUUCUCACCACGCUUCUUCAUGGGCUGCGUAUUGAAAAUGUUCCAGGGCAGGAGCUGGAUCUCAGCACUGAUUUUGGUCUAACUAUGAAACCACGUCCAUACAGGAUUACAAUUUCCCAGAGAUUUUAGACCCUCUGAAAACGCAAAUGAUGAUCUUGCGGAAGUUUUGAAAAUGUCACAGCGGAAAUUAAUUGUAGUUAUUACUAUUUUGUGCUCAGUUUGGCAAAUGUGGUCAAAGCACAGACACAAAGAUAAAUAUACACAGUGAACAUAAGGUCAUUUUACAGCAUUCAGUCCAUCUGCCUGCUACAUUCAGAUCUUAAUUUACUGGUCACAGAUGUGUCACUGAUCAGUCUUUCAGGCCUCAAACUACAUUCAUGCAGGGUUCAUCCCCAUUUGAAUCAGCCUUUUAUCCCUCUUCUUCUUCACACCUCUGUCAUGUCCUUGUCUGUUCUUUGUCCUCCAUUCCUUUCCUCUUCUUCCUCCUCUUAAUAUAGCUUUAGCUCACACCCUGUUAAGCUAACUCAUCUACUCUCAGUACUCCUCCAGUACUGAUUCACAAAUUAACUACACGUCCUUCUCUUUACCAUCACUGCAACCUGCCACACAGCCAGAUUAGAAACAGUACCCCAAAUAUAUGAGAAGCAAAGAGUAUGAAAUUGAGCAGUGCUAAUUUCAUGAGCUAAAUGUGAUGUAGCAUGGCAGCAGGGUAAGUCACAACUUUUAGCUGUUGGUAAACUUUUGUUUGUGAACAUUUGAUGAGUGCCUUCCUUUGGAAACUAUGAAAUACAGACUUCAGCUGUUAGCUCUUACUGAACUGUUUCACCUGAAUAUUACAAGAUGAAUCACUUAAUCUUACGCUAAAUAUCCGACCUAUAUACGCAAUGUUGAGGUAAAUUAAUAUUACAUAAAAAAUGUGUGCUAUAAAAACUCCAAACAUAUUAACAAAUAUUGACAUUAUCUCAAAGCACUAAUACCACUGAGUUUAAUGCCAUUAUUGUUUAUAAUGUAUGCAUAAAAUGUUAACUUUCGUACUAUUUUUGAAAGAAAAAGUAGAGCUGAUGUUGGGAAUUGUUUUUUGUUUUUUAAAAAAAGCAUAUACAGCCUAGAGUUUGUGGUGAUUAAAGCUGAUAAUUAUAAAAAGAGUAAAACUGAGUCACAUAAAACAGCUGCAGACAGUGGCUUUGUAUAAAACAUGCAAUUUGAAAAUAAAUAAAUGCUCAAU